UCUCAACGUGUAAGAGCAAUAUGUGGAUACCUCUAUUCAUAACUGGUUUUUGGAAUACCAAUACAUCUUCAUCUCACUUAUGGAAAACAAAAUAUACAAAGGGAUGGACAACUCCUUUGUAUUUCUCUAAAGUGGACAAGUCGUUCUUUGCUCCUCGUUUAGCUUCUAUUCAAGCUGUUCAAGGAGAUUUGGAUAAUAUCGCCCCUCAAUGGAACGACUCUUCAUUAGAAACAACUCUUCCUAUAACUACCAAUGAACGUCCAGCUAUUCCAAGACAACACUUCAGCCACCUCGGAGACACUUUAGAUCCUAGUUUGAUGGACUCCGUCAAGAAACGAAAACAGAGAGCAAAAGAAGAGCCUUUAUGUAUUGUUGUUAUUGGUGCUAGUGGAGACUUGGCAAAGAAGAAAACUUUUCCUGCUUUGUUUUCCUUGUAUUAUCACGAUUUGUUACCAAAGGACUUUCUCAUUGUAGGUUAUGCUAGAAGACAAAUGACUCAAGAAGAGUUUAGAAACUCUAUUAUGGAAUCAUUGACUUGUAGAGUUAUCGAUGGCCCACAGUGUCAACGAAAGAUGGAUGAGUUUCUACCCAAAUGUCACUAUAUGUCAGGUAUGUAUGAUAGAACUGAAGAUUUUGUUCGAUUGGAUCAAUUUUUGAACAACUUUGAACAAUCAUUUCCCAAUACUCGAGUGGAUAGACUAUAUUAUUUAGCUGUUCCUUCUCAAGUAUUUGAAAAUGUGGUACAUCAUGUUCAUGAAAGCGGAAGAACGCAACGAGGUUGGAAUCGCAUCGUCAUGGAAAAACCAUUUGGAAAAGACAUUACUUCUUAUCUACAGCUUCGAAAUAGUCUUCGCAAUUGUAUUUCUGAAGAUGAAAUAUACCGAAUUGAUCACUAUUUGGGAAAGGAGUUGGUACAAAAUUUGAUGGUUUUACGGUUUGCCAAUUAUCUAUUUGAGCCUUUAUGGAAUCGAGACCAUAUAGCUUCCAUUCAAAUUGUGUUUAAAGAGAAUUUUGGUGUGGAAGGAAGAGCUGGAUAUUUCGAUGAAUAUGGAAUUAUUAGAGAUAUUAUGCAGAAUCAUUUAUUACAAGUGAUGGCAUUGUUGGGUAUGGAACAACCAGUAACUUUACAUGCGGAAGAUAUUCGAGAUGAAAAGGUAAAAUUUCUACGCUCUAUACGUCCUUUAAAAGCAUCAGACUUUGUACUUGGUCAAUAUAGAGACCGUCAGAAUCCUCAACGUUCUUAUUUAUCGGAACCUGGAGUAAUGAAUGAUAGUCAUACUCCUACUUUUGCUGCUUGUGUAUUUCAAGUGGAUAAUAGAAGAUGGUCAGGUGUACCAUUUCUUAUGAAGGCUGGUAAGGCAUUGGAUGAACGCAAGGCAGAAAUACGUAUUCAGUUUCAAUCUGUUCCUGGUGGACUAUUUUCUCAAGUAGUUUCGUCACAUCUUCCACAUAAUGAAUUGGUGAUUAGAGUACAACCAGAUGAAGCCAUUUAUAUGCGUAUUCUUAGCAAGGCACCGGGUUUUACUUCGCGUUUGGAAGAGGCACGUUUGAAUCUCUUCUAUCGUACGGCUUGGGAAGAUAGUAAAGAUAUACCUGAUGCCUAUGAGAGACUUAUUCUGGAUGUCAUACAUGGUGAGAAAAGUUUGUUUAUUCGUGAUGAUGAAUUGGAAGUGGCUUGGAAUAUAUUUACUCCUUCAUUGAAGGAAAUGGAAAUGGCUCAAGAUUCGUGGAAACCUAUUUUGUACGAUUACGGUGGAAGAGGUCCAAUCGAAAGUGAUUAUUUGGCUGCCAAAUAUGCAGUGCAAUGGAGUGAAGGUGAUUGAUGUUCAUGUAAGGAUAAUAUAGAAAGAACUGGAAUCCAUUCAGUUGCAAUGGCAUUCAUGGAUUCUUCAUGUUUCUAU
Molecule: messenger RNA, 1901 nt
Organism: Galdieria sulphuraria
Lineage: Eukaryota; Rhodophyta; Bangiophyceae; Galdieriales; Galdieriaceae
Product: glucose-6-phosphate 1-dehydrogenase
Exons: 3
Coding region: 21-1823 (600 amino acids)
Biological process (GO): glucose metabolic process; pentose-phosphate shunt, oxidative branch
Molecular function (GO): glucose-6-phosphate dehydrogenase activity; NADP binding
Source: RefSeq, a predicted model, not a curated record